Molecule: messenger RNA, 1103 nt
Organism: Anopheles gambiae (African malaria mosquito)
Lineage: Eukaryota; Metazoa; Arthropoda; Insecta; Diptera; Culicidae
Gene: tex
Product: THO complex subunit 3
Exons: 2
Coding region: 87-1055 (322 amino acids)
Biological process (GO): mRNA export from nucleus
Cellular component (GO): THO complex part of transcription export complex
Molecular function (GO): protein binding
Source: RefSeq, a predicted model, not a curated record
UUACAGCACAUAAACAAAACAAUCCGCCCGUGCCGCUUGUUCGAUUCAUUCGCUUAAAAUAAGAAGCAAACCAGCUACAGAUCACAAUGGUGAGCAGCAAAACGCAACUCGCAGAGCUACAGGAGUAUUUCAAGGGACACAACAAAAGCAGAGAAGCUACAAAGGCACACACGGCAAAGGUCCAUUCGGUUGGGUGGAACUGUGAUGGGCGCCGCUUGGCGUCCGGUUCCUUCGACAAAACUGUGGCCGUGUUUACGUUGGAUCGGGAACGCUUGAACAAGGAGAGUACCUAUCGCGGCCAUACCGGCUCGGUCGAUCAGCUAUGCUGGCAUGCGUCAAUGCCGGACCUGCUUAGCACGGCCAGCGGCGACAAGACGGUGCGCAUAUGGGACGUGCGUGUCGGCAAAUGUGCAACCUUUAUAAACACGAAGGGGGAAAACAUUAACAUCACAUGGUCACCGGAUGGGCACACGAUAGCGGUCGGCAACAAGGAGGAUCUGGUGACGUUCAUUGACACGCGCACGCACAAGAUCCGUGCCGAGGAACAGUUUAGCUUCGAGGUGAACGAAAUCGCCUGGAGCAAUGGCAGCGAUCUGUUCUUCCUCACCAACGGGCAGGGCUGUGUGCAUAUCCUUAACUACCCGAACCUGGAGCUGCAACAGGUCCUGAAAGCGCACCCGAGUACCUGCAUCUGUAUCGAGUUUGAUCCGACGGGUAAAUACUUUGCCACCGGUUCGGCCGACGCGCUCGUGUCACUGUGGGACGCAGAAGAGUUGGCCUGCUUGCGGGUGUUUUCCCGACUCGACUGGCCCGUGCGCACGAUUUCCUUCAGCCACGAUGGAAAACUGUUAGCAUCGGCGAGCGAGGAUCUGAUCAUUGACAUCGGCGACACGGAGACGGGCGAGAAGGUGGCAGAUAUAUCCGUGGACGCGGCCACCUUCACCGUGGCCUGGCAUCCGAAGCAAUACAUCCUGGCAUACGCCUGCGACGACAAGGACGCGAACGAUAGGCGAAGGGAUGCUGGCAGCUUGAAAGUUUGGGGAUUUUCCGAAUAAGUUCAAAAUAUCGCUCGAUGAAUACACUUCUAUAAUAGCAUUAAGAUA